Messenger RNA from Penicillium alfredii, 804 nucleotides. RefSeq names its product syntaxin family protein. The record is from RefSeq and is a predicted model, not a curated record. NCBI's taxonomy places the organism in Eukaryota, Fungi, Ascomycota, Eurotiomycetes, Eurotiales, Aspergillaceae. The transcript has a single exon. Gene Ontology annotation, cellular component: SNARE complex; endomembrane system. The coding region runs from base 1 to 804 and encodes 267 amino acids. Gene Ontology annotation, molecular function: SNAP receptor activity; SNARE binding. Gene Ontology annotation, biological process: intracellular protein transport; vesicle fusion.
AUGACCAACCCAUCCCAGCUCUUUCUUGUCGCCGACCACAUCAAACUCUCUCUGCUGGAGCGCCAGCGAGCCAUUUCACUCGAUCUUGAACCCAAUGCGCAGGAUGGGGAGAUCUCGCGCUCUCUCGAGUCCCUCCAGGAGGGCAUCCAGGGCUUGGAAGCCGAACAGGCCCGGCUGGCCGAUUCCCACGACAGCGCCGGUGCCGCCGCGCUGAAAGACCAACUUGCGCCACUACAAGCCCAAUUCCGAGACCUUUCAUCUCAAUUCUACGGCACGGAGAAUGCUCCCUCGCCCGCCAACCCGCCUCCCGUCUCAUCGCCCGACCUCAAACAACCAGUCCCCCAACACCCCCCAUCCAAAUCCGUACGAUUCAUGGACAACUCGGCCGCAGCAGCCGCAGUACAAGAAGAGAUUGACGAGGAAGAGGAUCGCAACCGGCAAAACCUCUUCCGACCGUACCGGGACGAGCCCUCACCGCCGGGGGUCGACCAUUCCAACAGGGACAACCAGCAGAUAUUCGACCACCACUCGCAGGUGAUGCGCGAUCAGGACGACCAGCUGGAUCGGCUCGGGGAGUCGAUCGGGCGGCAGCACCAGCUGAGUAUCCAGAUCGGAGACGAGCUGGAUGGCCAUGUUGCAUUGCUGGAUGGAAUGGAUGGCGACGUGGAGCGUCACCAGACGCGGCUGGAUGGCGCCAAACGGCGGCUGGAUCGAAUCCGGCGCCGGGCUGGCGAGAAUUGGAGCAUCAUGACGAUUAUUGGGCUCAUCAUCAUCCUGGUCAUUCUCAUUGUGAUCUUGAAGUGA